AUGUCCAAGGCAACUUCCACCCCCGCCCCCGUCAAAGGCUUCGAUGCCAACAAGUACGUGCGUAAGAACCUUAAUGCGGAGACCGUUCAGAAGCUGAAGGAAGUCUUUGAUGUUUUCGAUUACGACGGCAGUGGCAACGUCUCCACUGACGAAUUGAUUAACACCAUCCGAGCACUCAACCUGGAGGCUCAAGCUGGUCAGAUCUUGGCCAUCGUCAACAACUCAGGCCACACUGGAGACAUCGAUUUCGGCGCCUUCCUCGACAUCUUCGGCUUCGGCAGUGAGGAGACCAGUGAAUCCUCUCUCCAGAGCAUCUUCGAAGCCUUCGACACCUCAAAGUCAGGAGUUUUCGGCCCUGAGGAGUUCGAGAAGGUGGCUGCCAGCGUUGGCGAGCACUUCUCCUCUGCUGAAGUCGACCAGAUCAUCGACUUUGCCGACAAGGACAGAGACGGAGUGAUCAGCUUCGAGGAGUUUGCCAACGUCGUCACCAAGGUCUAUCCCAAAGUUUGA
Nymphaea colorata (pocket water lily) is the source of this 510-nucleotide messenger RNA. RefSeq lists its product as uncharacterized. The transcript has a single exon. The record is from RefSeq and is a predicted model, not a curated record. Bases 1 to 510 code for a protein of 169 amino acids. Lineage: Eukaryota; Viridiplantae; Streptophyta; Magnoliopsida; Nymphaeales; Nymphaeaceae. Gene Ontology annotation, molecular function: calcium ion binding. Gene Ontology annotation, cellular component: cytoplasm.